AUGCAAGACAAUAUGUUGGACGAUGUUAUAGAUGAUGGAUUUGUAUGGCAAGAUUAUCUGGAUGCUACGGAGAGCAUGGAAGUACCACAAAUAAUGUUUCCACAUGUAGAAUUAACUCUUCAAAGUGAAAUUGAAAUAGGAAUGGCUCUUGAAGUUCCAACAUCUAAAAGUACGAAUGAAGAAUGUUCAUACUGGAUAGCCACGAUUGUUGUUGCCUGUGAAUCCUUAUUAAGACUGAGAUACUUCGGCAGCGAUGAUAAAUCACUUGAAUUUUGGUUCAACCUAAAAAAAGAAACCGGCCAUGAACUGGGAUGGUGUCUGGGAAAUAAUAAAAAAUUAGAGCCACCAGAUGUAAUUUUACAAAAAUCUCCGGAUUGUUUAGAAAAACUUGGAGAUUUUCUAGGCUCUGCGAAAUCAAUACCUGUACAGGUGUUAUCUGGGGAAGAACUAAGUAUGGCUGAUAGAAUAAAACAAGGAAUGAAGGUUGAAGUCAGUGAUUUCUUUCAUCCCUAUAAAUUAUGGAUUGCUACUAUAAUAAGAAAUAUUGGAGGACGACUUUUGCUACGCUAUGAUGUACCAAAUAAUUCUCAAGCACCAAUUAAAGAUUUCUGGGUAUUUUGUACUUCAGAUUCUCUCCAUGAAUUUGGUUUCAGUGUUCAAUCAAACUCGAGUUGGUUUUUAGAACCACCAAGUUCGAUAGUAGACACUCAUACCUACGAAGAGUGGAAAGAGUUGAUAGAAAGUGGACUACAAAAUCAGCCAACAUCAUUGAAUUUAUUCAACAACACACAAUCUCCUCCUCGUCAUAAAUUCACUAUUGGUAUGAAAUUAGAGGCAGUUUGGCCUGCUACUCGCACCAAAAUAUCGCCAGCAACCGUAGUAAAAGUAUUCGACGAUUUAUAUUUCCUCGUUGAAUUAGACACAUUCAGUCCAAAUAAGAAGAGUAAUUGCUACGAUCCGAUGUAUUCAUAUGAUGAAAAAACCACAUGGCUUUGUACAGCAAACCAUCCUUACAUAUUCCCAGUAGGCUGGACUAAAGAACAUGACUUGAAAUUAACUGCUCCCAAAGGCUGGGGGUUGCACAAUCCCAGUGAGUUUAAUUGGGAUGUAUAUUUGGCUGAUACGUAUACAACAGCUGCACCUAAAGAAUUAUUUUAUUCACGAGAAUCUGCAAUUGAAACAGGCUUUGAAGUGGGUAUGCAUCUUGAAGCCGUUGAUCCGAUGAACGACAAUAGAAUUUGCGCUGGUCAUAUCAGCAACAUCAGCGAAGAUUUAUUGUGGAUAACACUUGACAAUCAUAAAACACGCGCUGUGCAUGUUGUUCACAUGCACUCACUGAAAAUAUUUCCCGUUGGUUGGUGUGAAUCUAAUCACUAUCCCCUGAAACCACCAAGAGAUUUUAAAGAAGUAUGCAAAAAAUUGGAAAGACCUGAGAAAGAAGACUUUAAGAAAACUACCAUUGAUUUACCCAUACCCGAAUCACGGUCCUCUUCGUGGUGUCCUAAAAUUUAUUUUAAUUACCGUUGCUUCACGGGUCCAAUGAUUUCCAAAGGAAAACUUGCUAAUUUACCCAAAUCCGUGGGUCCUGGACGGGUUAAUCUUGUGAUGAAAGAAGUACUUUCAAUGAUUGUAUCCGUUGGUUAUCGUAGUGCUCGGAUUUUAAAAGUUCUUCAAUGUGAUACCAAGCCUCAACCUGGUUAUCAUCUAGAAGUUUUAAAAGCCAAACAUAAAAACAAUACUUACCGUGCAAGUGUUGCUGUUGUUAGUUCUGGUGAAAUGGUGUCAGAAUUUUGUAGAGCUGUUUGCCAAAAAUUAAGUGUCUGUCCCAAUUUAUUUGGCCCAAAACAAAUUCCUGAGGAUGACUGUCCUGAUAGAUGUAAUCGAUCAACUAAAACUAAAUACUGUGAUAAUCGGCAAGCGAGGAAAACCUAAAGGAUAUACAAGUAUUAUGGAAGCUAAAACGAAACCUUGGGGUAAAAAACGACGCAAGAAACGUAUUGACGGCAAACCAAAAAAUUCACCUGAACCUGAGCAAGAUGACGAGGUGCCUUAUUCAUCUACAGACAUGCCUAAAGAAGAGAUUGAAGACUUUGAUAGCAAACCUUCUUUGUCUGAAACAGACGUAAUGAUUGAAAAAGAUUUACACAAGUCGGACAAAUCUGAUGAUAUUAAAACUGAAGUUCCUUCAAGUAAUGCUUCUGAUGAUUCUCGUAGCUCAUUUAAUGAUCGCAAAAGCAAGAAUAGUGCUGAUAGUCCGAUCAGUGAUACAAAUAAAAGUAAAAAUAGCAAUACUGUUACUAAUAACAGUAAUAAAUACAAUAAAGUAGUCAAAAAUAAAACAAAAACAAAGAAACGUGAACGUCACUGGGAAGAUUGUAAUGAAUCUGAUAACACUGAUCCUGAUCCUGAAGCAGAGCAACCCAAACCAGCAGCUAAACGCCCAAAAAUUCAAAAACUCAACACAAAUCCACUAUUUUGGAGUGUUGAUGAUGUAUUUAGGUAUCUUCGUAAGACUAAUGACUGUAAAGAUAUUGCAUACAGAGUUAAACAAGAGGAAAUUGAUGGCUUGGCAUUUCUAUUAUUAAAUUUACCUUCACUUACGGAGCAUAUGAAAUUACGCACAAAUAUAGCAAUGAAAUUAUGUCGACAUAUCGAACAAGUAAAGGUAACCUUUUUCUUGAAACACAUCAACGAAGAGAAACAGGAAAAACAUUAA
Molecule: messenger RNA, 2716 nt
Organism: Cotesia congregata
Lineage: Eukaryota; Metazoa; Arthropoda; Insecta; Hymenoptera; Braconidae
Source: the annotation of a GenBank genome assembly